AGAAUAGAAAUGAAACACUUUACUAACGAUUCCAUUGCCUCCAGAAAUGCAUUGAACAAACAAAUAAAUACAAAAACAAUUUUACCGCAAGCAAGUAUCACAAGGCGAAAUAUUAUCAAGCAAGCGCAACAAGACGAUCAAAGCUUUUCCACCUGUCACAGGAGCCGGAUUGUUUACGUUCCGAAAGGCGGUUAAAAUUAGUUUAUCAACAAACCACUCUUCUUCACUGCUUGCUCACGGAGCCACGGUUGUAUCCUUUGCCAUUUGGCGUCCUUUAUAAUUUUAGCAACAAGUGUUUUGGCGUUGUUGCGCAUUGGUGGUAUUAAUAGCGCGCAACGCUACAAAAUGAACAUGCUCGAAGCAAACAUGCGUGUGGUCAGCGACAGCAUUAGCAACACUGUCCGGUUGGCGGCAGAGUUUGGCGAUGAGUCAAUGAAAGAUUUGAAUCUGUACACCAGCCUGGUAGAAAAGCUGUGUGUCAUCGAUAGCCAAAUGACCAGCCAUCGGAAAGCGAUGGCAGAAUCGUACCGAGAACCGACCAUGGAAGGCUUCGACCAUUCCUACGAAACCAAGCUGGAGAAAAAGAAAACCCAAGCAAAGUCCCACAAACGGUACAAGGACUUUGUGCAAUAUGCUAAACCACUGCUGAAUCCAUCGCUAGAGGGACAAUCCACAGACCGCGAGCAGAACAAUGAUGAUGAUUUAAUGAUCGAAGAUGACAUUACUACUAUGAUCGAUCCGAUAACGAAGCGCCCGCUGGAAGUUCCGGUGCGCAAUAAGCAGUGCAAUCAUGUGUACGAAAAGACCGCAAUCGAACAGCUGCUGGUGCAAAACCCACGAACCCGUUGCCCCGUGAUGGGUUGUGCUGCGCAAGGUUACGUUCAGCGGCAGUUGCUCGAGCUGGACGUGAGACUGCAGAAGGAAUUGAUGCGAGCCCGUUCUGCUCUCUUGUGAGGCAACGGAACGAAGCUGGCAAGCGUUACGUUAGCAAUCACAGUUCGUCUUAAUAAACCUGCCAUUUCUUUACCAACCCA
Messenger RNA from Anopheles stephensi (Asian malaria mosquito), 1034 nucleotides. Its product is annotated as E3 SUMO-protein ligase NSE2-like. Gene Ontology annotation, biological process: protein sumoylation; double-strand break repair via homologous recombination. The coding region runs from base 346 to 954 and encodes 202 amino acids. The record is from RefSeq and is a predicted model, not a curated record. Gene Ontology annotation, molecular function: zinc ion binding; SUMO ligase activity. The transcript has 3 exons. Gene Ontology annotation, cellular component: Smc5-Smc6 complex; nucleus. Lineage: Eukaryota; Metazoa; Arthropoda; Insecta; Diptera; Culicidae.